GUUCGGUCACCGUCAUGAUGGAGUAAGGUCAUGCAGACUGUGCAAAAGCAGAGAGAGGCCAUUCGAAAGGAAUCCCGCAACAUUUAUAAUCGCCUGAGAUCCAUUGCAGAGGAUUCCGCUUUUGUUGCUAAAGUGGCAUCCCGCUUCCCUCACCUUCCACUCAUUGCGAAUGAGCGUUGCGGAAGCUGGUACCUUGAUCCUGACAAGGCUUUUGGAAAGAGUGUAUAUUUCAAAUCGACGGACGGUCAUUUUGGGAAAUGGGACUUUAACCUACGUCGAUUGAAUUUCCACAUCCUGUCCGAUAUCUGCAAGCACAAAGGAUGUAUCAUUGUAGACUCUACCCGAAAUGGCAAACGGAUUCCGGAUAGUUUGUCAAAGACGAUACCCAUCUGGUGCGCAGUCUUGAAUGCUGCCGUGAAAGAAUACCGCGACUCGCUUGGGGGACUAGGUUCACAAAGUCAAUCAUGUGAUGGAACUAUCAAUGGGCAGAAAGAUGCGCCAUCUCAACAGCCGGUACCAGAAGCAGAGAUGCAACGAGAUAUAGGCCUCUGUACGCUUCCUUCGGUCGUGUCCAGAUCUGAACACGAUCAAAUGGCUCUACGAAUUCCCGCGUUUGUGAAGAAGCUGAUGGCUUCGACAGCCGAUAUUGCUUCGCUUUCCGAAAGCCUCCAAAAGCCUCUGCGGCCCCUCUGGAUCACGCCGGCCACCGACAUGGAAAUGAGCUUUGGAUGGCAUGACGGAGACGACCUUGAUUUCUAUCCAGUUAUACUCCUAAGUGCUUCACAGGCUGUACCUGAUGGCAUGGACCGGCGAGAAGGGUAUACAUAUGUGCAGGGUUCGGCUGACGACCAUGAAAUGUGGGGCCAGGGCCUGGACCCAUCAAUAUUUUGGGAAAACGCAGAGGAGAUUUUGGCAACCAGUAAUACGACAGAAUGUGAGCAAGUUGUUUCCAGUAUCUUGGCCAGCAGAAACCUGGAGGCUGGCAUGCCAAAGAAGAAUACCGUCUCCUUUGAAUGGCUUGGCGAAAUGGGAAUUGCUAUUGGCAACCGCACUAGCGGCCGACCACCAUAUUGCUGGUCCAUCUUUGACUUUGUUAUCAACUGCGGGGCUCCUGAAUAUGACUGCACGGAAUUCCAAACCUAUGCAAAGAACGGUCGAUAUUUGUACCUCCCAAUACCCGAAGGCAAAAAGGGGCAGCAUGAACUGUUCCGAUGCCUGCCAAUAGUCCUAAAUUUUGUACAGAACCCUAUCAAAGAUGGGAAAAAGAUUCUUUUUCAUUGCAUGCAAGGUAAGGAUCGGUCAGUCGGCAUGGCCUUGGCAGUCCUCAUUCGCUAUAUGGACGACCAGGGACGACUGCAUCCAGAUGUGAAAUCACCCAAAGUCACAAAGGAAAUUGUUCAUAACCGUCUGUUAUUCAUUCAGUCGCAUAGACAUGUCGCAUCACCUACUCGGGCUACUAUGCAGAAAGUCAAAUCGUAUUUCAUGUGUCCUGAUACAUCAAAUAUGGCAACUUAAGAGGUCAUGAUCGGAUAUUGAGUGUAUGCCCCUAAUCAUUCUCAUCCAAUCGAGAACAGGUGCCAACAAUGCUUGCCGCAUUCUGAGGCCCUGUAAUGAUCGUAAACAAGCAAGAUUAUUAUGUUGGACCACAACUGAUUCGUGUACCAUGUGUUGUUGAUGUGAAUAGACUAUUGUAGAGUAUUGCCAGGUUCCGAACCAUAGAUUGUUAUCAAAUUAAAGAUCCUAACAAGGAAAUUAGUUUGUUUACAAUUUGUAUGCAAAGUC
Molecule: messenger RNA, 1782 nt
Organism: Spizellomyces punctatus DAOM BR117
Lineage: Eukaryota; Fungi; Chytridiomycota; Chytridiomycetes; Spizellomycetales; Spizellomycetaceae
Product: tRNA A64-2'-O-ribosylphosphate transferase
Exons: 9
Coding region: 31-1515 (494 amino acids)
Biological process (GO): charged-tRNA amino acid modification
Cellular component (GO): cytoplasm
Molecular function (GO): tRNA adenosine(64)-2'-O-ribosylphosphate transferase activity
Source: RefSeq, a predicted model, not a curated record